UGUUACAGUCGGAAAUAGCAUGUUGGUAGUGUUGGCUUAGUGCAUUUUUAUUAGGCUUAACGGUUUAACCCCGUCUCUGAUAUCGAGACUGGGGAAAGUCGAGUAUUGCAUGGUUUCGUCAUGAAUAGUAAACAACACAUGUCUCUACAUCCUUCGAUUAACACUGGAACUGGAACAUGUUUCCCCGGUCGCUACUCACCAAAUUACAGAACAACAGAUCCUAUGAGAAGACACUGCAUGGGUAACCCAACGAGCAAUCUAUUUGCUGGACUGGAUGAUGGAUUAAUGGGUCGUGCCGAUGGAUUGACUGCAGUUGACAUAACCAAACAUUCACCUCCAAGUGGGCCAAGUUUGCAUCUUAAACAUGAUAUGAUGUAUCCGCAUCAUCCCGGGGUAGGUACGGGCCAUGGAAAUCCUAACGCUCGUCCACAUCAUACACAAAUGGGCCAUCCUGGAAUGGAUACAAUGGACUUGUUGGAUCCUAUCUGUCCGUCGUCACUACCACCUCUGGCAAUACCUUCCGAAUCGAAUUCGGUGAGUUCUCAUUCUCAUGGUCAACUUCACGCUCCUAUCUAUUCUCAUAGUAUGAAUAGUAUGAUGGGGUCACAUCACUCAUUAACUACGCAUCAUCCAGUUACCAUGCACGAUGCCGAUACGGAUCCACGCGAACUCGAAGCGUUUGCUGAGAGGUUUAAGCAACGAAGGAUCAAAUUAGGGGUGACACAAGCGGAUGUGGGUAAAGCCCUAGCUAAUCUGAAGCUUCCAGGAGUCGGUUCGUUAUCACAGAGCACUAUCUGUAGGUUCGAAUCUCUUACUCUCUCCCAUAACAACAUGGUAGCAUUAAAGCCUAUAUUACAAGCGUGGCUGGAAGCUGCGGAAUCGCAGGCCAGAAACAAGAGAAGAGAUCCGGAUGCACCAUGCGUAUUGCCUACAGGAGAAAAAAAACGAAAGAGGACAUCCAUUGCCGGACCCGAAAAAAGGUCACUCGAAGCUUAUUUUGCUGUACAACCGCGGCCGUCGGGAGAGAAGAUCGCCGCCAUUGCUGAGAAACUUGACUUAAAGAAGAAUGUGGUGAGAGUUUGGUUUUGUAAUCAGAGACAGAAGCAGAAACGGAUGAAGUAUUCUGCACAACAACAUUAACAGUGACUGUGCACGGUUGUGUAUGUAUAUAUACAGCAUGGGGACUAUCAUAACCAUUCACACCCAUCCCGAAUGAAUUGAAGAUAAAUUAAGAAGAGCAAAAACAAUUGUAGUUUUUAGAAAAAAAAAUCCACAGUUUAUGGGUUAAGAAGAAAAAAACCAAUUAAUAAUGUUA
Centruroides sculpturatus (bark scorpion) is the source of this 1315-nucleotide messenger RNA. Its product is annotated as inhibitory POU protein-like. The transcript has 2 exons. Bases 121 to 1140 code for a protein of 339 amino acids. Gene Ontology annotation, molecular function: RNA polymerase II cis-regulatory region sequence-specific DNA binding; DNA-binding transcription factor activity, RNA polymerase II-specific. Lineage: Eukaryota; Metazoa; Arthropoda; Arachnida; Scorpiones; Buthidae. Gene Ontology annotation, biological process: regulation of transcription by RNA polymerase II. The record is from RefSeq and is a predicted model, not a curated record.